AUGCCGGUUUCUGUCUCCUCUUAUGCCGAUUUAUGGACUUUGUCCCAAGGACCAAAUGAGCCAUUGAGAACUUACAUGGUUCGGUUCAAAGCGGUGGUGUCAAAGGUGGAAGGAGUGAGCGAUAAGGCAGCCCUCGAAGCCCUGAAAAGAUCGCUAUGGUAUAAAUCCGAGUUCCGAAGAGAAAUGGCAUUGAACACGCCGCUCACGAUCCAAGAUGCCCUACAUCGCUCUGGCGACUUUGUCGUGAAUGAAGAAGAGAUGAAGAACCUAGACGAGCAGUACAAAUCGACAAAAGCGACGAUCCGAAAUUCUCUGACGACGCGUCAAAGAAAUGUGAGGAGUAAUGACUAUGUGCACCACGAAGGGCCGAGGCUGCAAGGAGCCCACAAUUAUCAAGUGGGAGCAGGACGAGGCAAAGGACCAUGGAAUACUUGGACUCGGAACCCCCGAAUUUACGAUGAAAAGGCAUUCUGCGAACACCACCAAUGCUACGGGCACUCAACGGCAAAUUGUCGGUUCUUGGCACCAGAAUCGCCGCAAAACGAGCAGCAGGAGAGCACGAAGAAACCAAAGCUGCCAAGGAGCCCGAGGACGAGAAGCGAGAAGAGGGGAGCCGAUGCAAGUGUUAACUGGGCGGAGCCCCUAAGCUAUCCUGCUACCACAAUUUCGUUUUCAGAAGACGAAGCUGUAGGAAUCGAUGUGCCACAUAGUGAUCCCCUCGUAAUCGAGCUUACUAUUAGAGACCACGAUGUCGCCAGAAUCCUAAUCGAUACGGGAAGAUCGGUAGACGACAUCUUCCGCGAAACCCUUAGAAGGAUGGAAAUCGAUUUGUCCGAAGUAACCGCUGUCCCGAAACCAUUAACAGGAUUCUCAGGGGAAAUAACGAUGACGAUCGGGACGAUCAGGCUUCCCGUGCAAGCAGGAGUAACAAAAGUCGUGGAGUUCUCCAUAGCCGAUCAUCCGGCGAUUUACAAUGUAAUCAUGGGAACGCCGUGGUUGAACUCGAUGCGGGCCGUCCCAUCAACCUAUCAUUUAUGCGUCAAGUUUCCGACUCCUGGCGGAAUCAAGAUGAUAUGGGGAAACCAAAAAGAGUCACGAAUGUGCUUCCUGGCCGAGCAUAAGAUGAGGAAGCCCAUCGGCAAGGCGCGUGAGGAGAAGAGCGCGCCGAGCUGUGAUCCGGUGAUCUCGGUAUGCAUAGACGAAUUACAUCCGGAGCGGUGCGUAGAAAUCGGAGCAACACUCGAUGAGGCGAUUAAAGCGGAGCACGUCGCCUUCUUAAAACAGAAUGUUGGAACAUUUCCAUGGAGCGCGGAAGUCAUGCCGGGAAUUAGCAUCGAUGUGGCGUGCCAUGAGCUCAACGUGGACCCGACGUUCAAACCGGUGAAACAGAAGAAGAGAAAGCUAGGUCCCGACCGAGCCAAGGCAGUGAACGACGAAGUAGAGCAACUCCUAAAGGCGGGUUUGAUUUCAGAGGCCAAAUAUCCAGAUUGGCUCGCUAAUCCCGUAGUGGUGAAGAAGAAGAAUGGUAAAUAG
Messenger RNA from Eutrema salsugineum, 1533 nucleotides. RefSeq lists its product as uncharacterized. The record is from RefSeq and is a predicted model, not a curated record. The coding region runs from base 1 to 1533 and encodes 510 amino acids. The transcript is spliced from 3 exons. NCBI's taxonomy places the organism in Eukaryota, Viridiplantae, Streptophyta, Magnoliopsida, Brassicales, Brassicaceae.